UCACCCGUUGAUGCCUACUUGGACAGCCAUGAUGUGCGACAGUGGAUUGUGCGUGAGUGUGCUUGGGGAUGUGAUGAUUGUGCAAGUCAAGAUGUGACUGGGGGUUGAGGAACGAAAGGUAGAAGAACAUUCAGAAAUGAUUCGCUUUGCUUUGCUUUGCACUCACUGACUCGCCUCCGCUCAACCCAGGCGUGUGCAUUUGAUUUGCGGACGAUGGACUGACCGACCACACGCACAAUCGCGGUAGACCUUCGACGGACGUCUCCACCUGUGCGAUCUGCGCAUGAUGGAGCUGGCUGGCUGGCUGGCUGCCUGCCUGCCUGCCUGCAAUGGGCAAACACGGGUGAGGUGUUGCAGGCGCGUGGCGGUAAGGUCGCGCGGCAGCAUCCUUUCGCCACGCAAUUAUAAGCAGCAUGCGCGUGCCAUGCAUCAAUUCUGCGCGUGUGACUCAGACUCGAGCACAGCAUCAGCAGCGCACGGUUCACGCGCCAUCCAGCAGCCGCCGCGCCGCCUUGAACUUGUGCUGAUUGCGAUCGACCGAUCAAGCGCCGCGAGCGUCAUUCAGCCAGCAUGCAUGGACCCAACACAUCGCUGCUGCUGCUGCUGCUGCUGCUGCCGCAUGCAAAUGAUGGGCGAGGAAGGCGCUCCCGCAAGAUCUUCCCCCAAGCAAAAACACAUCGGAUUUUGGAACCGAGUGAAAUGAGCACGACCACGAGGGGCUUUACAAAAAAAGCUCUAGAUUGCCCAUAUAUGCAGCCUCGACGCCUCUGCGUCUUCCCAAUCUGCUGGGGAAGCGCAUAUCAAUACCAUCGACAUCCUGCAGC
This is a messenger RNA of Ceraceosorus guamensis, 824 nucleotides long. RefSeq lists its product as hypothetical. The record is from RefSeq and is a predicted model, not a curated record. The transcript has a single exon. NCBI's taxonomy places the organism in Eukaryota, Fungi, Basidiomycota, Exobasidiomycetes, Ceraceosorales, Ceraceosoraceae. The coding region runs from base 284 to 703 and encodes 139 amino acids.